Messenger RNA from Alligator sinensis (Chinese alligator), 6052 nucleotides. RefSeq names its product WAP, follistatin/kazal, immunoglobulin, kunitz and netrin domain containing 1 (gene WFIKKN1). The record is from RefSeq and is a predicted model, not a curated record. Gene Ontology annotation, biological process: negative regulation of transforming growth factor beta receptor signaling pathway. Bases 2726 to 4465 code for a protein of 579 amino acids. The transcript has 2 exons. Gene Ontology annotation, molecular function: receptor antagonist activity; serine-type endopeptidase inhibitor activity; transforming growth factor beta binding. Gene Ontology annotation, cellular component: extracellular region. NCBI's taxonomy places the organism in Eukaryota, Metazoa, Chordata, Crocodylia, Alligatoridae.
UGAUACUGGCUGUCAACUAGACAUUGAGCCAUUGAUUACUACUCUCUGAGGCCAAUGGUCCAGCCAGUUUUCUAUCCACCUUAUAGUCUAUUCAUCCAGGCCAUACUUCCUCAAGCUUGCUUGUGAGAAUGCUGUGGGAGACCAUAUCAAAAGCCUUGCUUAAGUCAAGGUACACCACAUCCACCAGUGUCCCUGCAUCUACAGAGCCAGUCAUCUCAUCAUAGAAGGCAAUUAGGCUGGUCAGGCACGAUUUGCCCCAGGUGAAUCCAUGCUGACUGGUCCUAAUCACCUUUUUCUCCUCCAAGUCCUUAGAAAUGGAUUCCUUCAGGAUCUGCUCCAUGAUUUUUUCAGGGACUGAGGUGAGGCUGACUGGAUAUGGUCUCCCACAGCAUUCUUACUGUAGUUGCAUUAGAUCUUCCUGGCCUUUUGUGGUCUAAGGUUGAGUGUAGAGAGUAUCUGAAGUCCCGGACUAAAGAGUCUGGGAUGGAGGAUGCUUGCCUGUAGUAUUUGGAGCCAUCUGAACCCCAAGACCUCUGGGCUUGGGCCUGCACAUAGGAUGCCUGCCAAUGGAUUUAGGAGUAUCUGAAGUCCCAGGGUGAUAGGUCUGGGAUGGUGGAUGCUCGCCGGUUGUAGCACUAUACAUGGUGUUUAGAACAAUUAAGUUCUGCCUGCUUAAUCAAUAUGGUUUUUGGAACGAUUGCAUUCCGUUCAGUUGAUAUAAUUUGGAAGUGAUUUGGCUAAUUUGACCUGGAACAUGAAAUAUAUAUUUUUUUUUAAAUCUCCAGACAGGAGAGGCUUUUCCAGGCCAUCUCCUCAUCUGGAGUCACUGAGACAGGCGCGUUGUAUGCCGUGUGUCUCACCAGCCUGGGCCUCUCCAUUAGGUGUCCCCACAUCCGCUGUGGAGCUCAGCACCAUAGAUAGCCCUUAUGCUCAGCCCCUAACUAAGACAACGUGAGUCAGGAGGAUGAGGCCCUUGGGAUGGGUGGUUUCCCCUUUCGUCUGAGCUUGUGGCCAUGCUCUGAAAUGCAGCACUCCGGGCUCGGGUUGACUCUCCCUGCUCACGCCCUUCCCCCUCCCGCCAACUUCCUUAUUCCAGUGGGGCUAAAACCAUUGACCUCUCUGAGCCCUGAGCAGGGAGACUGGUGGGUGAACACACAAUGCAAGGGUGCCUGGAGGAACCCCAGUCCCAUUGACACCCCCCCCACCCCGGGUGUGAAUGGCCUGCAAAACAACACUACCUUACUACCUUUUCCAAGUGUUGCUGGGGAGGUUGGGCCCAUGUGUGCGCCAUGUGGGAACUGAUAGGAGCCAGCCUUUUGUGCCCAGAGCUCAAGCUUGCAAAGAGUUAUGCCUUGGUAACAUGGCAGGGGUCUGUCUCCUCUGGCUCCCAGGACUGCAGCUUUCAAUGGAGCCCCCUGGGAUCUCUGUGAGUGGGUUUGGGAUUAGCAGCAUAACAAUAAACUGCAACCUCUGGAAGCGGGUUAUUUUGUGAUGUUUUGCUUCCCUGGCCCUGUCAAUACCGAAGUGCAGAGCUACUUUCCCUGCCCUUCUGCCCCUGACUACAGUGUCUUCUCUCAGGAACUGGUGGCACCAGUGGAUGCUGGGCUCUGUGCUCGGCAGAGAAGGAGGGAGUGAGAGCACUGGUCUGACACCCAGCGCCCCAUGACACUGGAGGUCAUCUCCUCACUCCUGAGCUCUGCCCUGGCCAAGUUCUCACGCUGUACUUAUUGCUGCAGGCGCUCCCAGGUGCUCCCUGGCCCUGAACCCUCCCUGGAGCCAUUUCCAACAAAGAGCUGGCCAGUGCAAAGGAAGCAAGGACAACAGAGCAGCAACACUGCAGGCACCUGGUACAAGGUCUGGGCUUGCCCAAGUGCUACAGGGCCUGGCUUGGUCAAUCCCCUCCAGAUGGACAGAGUGCUCUGGCCAUUUUCUCAUCCCGAAAGAAUUCGCUCCCUGGGCUGGGCUUUUUCCCUCCUUUCUCUCUCUCUUUGGAGGCUCCACACAUUCUGCCUUUGAUCUUCUCCCACUGUUUGCCCAGUCGAUCAGCUCAGACGGGGUUAGAGUCUGAGGUCAGUGGCUUUUCCAUUCCAAACACCCAGACACAUCAGUGCGAGGGAGGGGAUUCAGAUUACAAACUUCCCUCCCUCCUCUCCCACCCCCACCCCACAGACAGACACACAUGCACACCCCAGACCAGCUUUCCGGCUCCGCGGGCUCUGAGUCAGUUUAUUUGUGUUGUCUGUUGAUACUCUGCAGCUUAACAAGCCCAAGAGGGUUAAGGGCGCGUUGAAAGCUGUGGCUGUAAAGCCAAAGCCCCCCUGAGCCUGGGAUUUAGAAAGCUCCUUGGCAAGCCAACUGGAUGAAGUUGGAUGGCACUUGGGAACCACAUGGACUGAUUCGUUCCCAGAAAUUGGGGGAUGUGUCUCCUCUUGUAAGGCCCCCACCUGGAACUGCUCAUGCUGGGAUCUCUUUGGACUCCUGCGCUGGGAGAUGAUCAGCACAGAGCGCUGCAGGCUGCUGCCAGCAGAGAACGAGGCAUGAAACGGAGCCCGGCAUCGGGCGUCGUGCCUGUGGGUAACAUGCCCACUGGGCACUGGGCACACUAGAGCGGGGAACUCGAGAGCACUGCACGUGAUCGCCUGGCUCAGUGAAUGUGAGUGUUUCUGCGUGAGAGGGAGCACACCCGGCGGAGAGACCUCCUGCCCGGAGAGCCAGGGGCAGACCGAUGCCUCUCUGGAGUUUCGGAGGCCGGGGGCUGAAGAGGAAAAAAGGGAAGCGGAAGCUCGCAGGGGCAAGCCAGCCAGACCCCAUGCUGGCAGCACUUGUCUUGGCUCUCCUGUCUGUCCUGGCAGAGGGGGCCAGCCUCCAGCCAAUCAGAAUGAGCCACCUGGGGGUAUGCCCCAACCAGCUGAACCCCAACCUGUGGGUGGAUGCCCAGAGCACCUGUGAGCGGGAGUGCCACACGGACCAGGACUGUGAAGGCUUUGAGAAAUGCUGCACCAAUGUCUGUGGGUUGCGGAGCUGUGUAGCAGCCCGCUAUGCCGAUGGGAGCCUCUCCUCCCUGGAGCUGGCACAGGAGGCCACAUGUGAGAGCUUUGUGUGCACCCAGCAGGGCUCAGACUGCGACAUCUGGGACGGGCAGCCCAUCUGCAAAUGCAAGGAUCGCUGCGAGAAGGAGCCCAAUUUCACUUGCGCCUCAGAUGGGCUCACCUACUACAACAAGUGCUACAUGGAUGCUGAGGCCUGCAUCCGGGGCAUCAGCCUCACCGUGGUGCCUUGCAAGUACAUCUUCACCUGGCCCAACACCAGCCCGGUGCCCCUAGAGACCACAGCCCGGCCCACCCCUGGGGCUGCUGCCGAGGUACCCAUCCCACCUGCCCUCUACAACAACCCCUUCCACCAGUCAGUCUACAUGGGUGGCACUGUGAGCUUCCACUGUGAUGUGAGUGGCCGGCCCCGGCCAGACAUCACCUGGGAGAAGCAGAGUGACCACCAGGAGAACUUCAUCAUGCGGCCUGACCAGAUGUAUGGCAAUGUGGUGGUCACCAACAUUGGCCAGUUGGUCAUCUACAAUGCUCAAUAUGAGGAUGCUGGCAUCUACACCUGCACAGCCAGGAACUCUGCCGGGCUCCUCCGUGCUGACUUUCCCCUCUCUGUCAUCAAGAGGGAGCACUCCAGCGGGGAGCCUCGCACUCCCAGCACCCAGCAAUUCCCCAACACCGAGUGCCUGAAGGAGCCAGACAAGCAGGACUGCGAGGCCCGGCAGGUGCGCUGGCACUUCGACCCCAAGAAGGGCUCCUGCAUCACCUUCCGCUAUGGUGGCUGUGGUGCCAACCAGAACCACUUUGAGACCUAUGAGGAGUGUCGCUCAGCCUGCGUGAGCAGCGCCGUCAACAUGUGUCUGCUCCCCAUGGUGCAAGGCCCCUGCAAAAACUGGGAGGCUCGUUGGGCCUACAACCACCUCAUGAAGCAGUGCCACUCCUUUGUCUAUGGUGGCUGUGAGGGCAAUGACAACAACUUCGAGAGCAAGGAGAGCUGCGAGGAUGUCUGCCCCUUCCCAAAGACCCUCCAGUGCAAGGCCUGCCGCCUGAAGAGCAAGAUGGUGCUGAGCCUCUGCCGCAGUGACUUUGCCAUCGUAGGCCGCCUCAUGGAGAUCAUUGAGGACCAGGACUCUGGCAUCGCCCGCUUCGCCCUGGAGGAUGUCCUCAAGGAUGAGAAGAUGGGCCUCAAGUUCUUCAACAUCAAGUACCUGGAAGUGACCUUGACUGACAUGGACUGGAGUUGCCCUUGCCCCAACAUGACCACAGAGGACGGGCCACUCAUCAUCAUGGGAGAGGUUCAUGAUGGCAUGGCUGUGCUGGACCCCAACAGCUACGUCCGGGCCGCCAACGACAAACGAGUGAAGAAGAUCUAUGAGUUGAUUGAGAAGAAAACUUGUGAGCUGCUUAACAGGUUCCAGGACUAGCAUAGCAGUGUUCCCUCCGCAGGUGCAGCCAGGGGGGCAUCUCUGUACAGGGCAUCCAGCCAAAUAGACAACCCAGCCUUCAUCUCUCCAACUAGCCAGUUACGAGCCAGCCCUGGGAUCAUGGAGUGAUCAUGGAGCCAGCCCUGGGAUCAUGGUUAGCUGCCUGUUUCCAGCAUCCCAAGGCCCUCAGAGUGGUCUAUCCCAAACCCAGAGACCUCAGGACACCACGAUGGACCAGUAGUUUAUUUUGUAAUGUUUGGUUGAUUGGAUUGGUUUUUUUUGUUCCCACUUUGUUCCAUGGUGAUGAGCUCAGUAACUACCUGUGUCUGACUGUAAUUUAUGUGUCCGUAUGUCUUGUCCAUGUAACUUGCCAAGUCCUGACUCUGAAUAAAAAACAUUAUCCUUAUGAAGCUGAGUAUCUCCCCUCCUCAGAGCCUUGUAUUAGCCCCAGGGCUCUGACCCUACCCAAUAGGCUAGCGCUAGGCACCGUGCCUGUAUACAGAGGUUGUGAGAUCCUGCUCAUCACAAGGCAUGGUCCCCUACUCAUCUGCAGUAGGAAGAUUCAGGCCCAGAGCAUGGGAGGCAAAAUCAUCCCCAGCAGAACUCCCCUGAUAGCAGUGGGGAGAAAGACCCCUCAGACUGCUAGCACUGACCAGGCAGGGGGGCUGGGGUGUUCAUUAGCUGGUGUCACGCUCCAUUUGCUGGGUGGGGUCCAACAGGCUUGUCCAUCCCUUCCCUGGUAAUAAAGAAUGCAGCUCCUGUGGGAACCUUGCUCAGCUUUGGGUGUGAUGGUCCCCUGCUGGACAAGAAACACCAGGGCUGCAAAUGCACUCAGCUCUUGUUCAGUGAGGCUCCCUGGUGCUGUUCUACCAUAGCAGAACCCAUGCAAGGGCUGGCCAUGCUCUAACUCCUAUAAACUAAGUUUGCUGCUCUAAUGUAUGCACAGGGCAGCUCAGCUUAGUGGCUGGCUAGAGCUGGAUGCUACAUUCACGGAGAGCCCAUUCAUGGAGAGCUGUCUAACCAGGCACUGAGCUCGUCCACAUAGACUCAUACAUAGCACAGCUCAUGGCUGGGUGGGUCCAGAAAGCCCUUGCUUGCACUGCAGAACUCUUCCUGGGGCAGCUUCCUAAGGUGUUGCAAGCACCCCAGCAAGAGGGAACCCCUUGUCUCCUACCUGUGGACCUUGCUUUGGAAGCAGUGUUUCUGGGAAAGGCUCCCCUUGAGCUUCCCAUAGGGAAGAGCAAGUAACCAGGCAAGGGCUUUAGUUAGCAACAGACUGAGCUACAAAGGGUGUUAUAGAGAGAACAGCCUGGAGGCAGCUGCCCUGCAGUCAGGAGGACUGAGUGGGGGACAAGAGUGAAAGGCAGGCAACUCCUAUAAUUUGUGGGCCUCAGAUUUCUGCUUCACUGCAUGGGAGAAACUGGCUCUUCCAGCUACCGAUUUCAGCAGCAUGGGAUGAGCUGACAAGGUGGGACAGGAGAUGCAGAUCAGUAAUCCAUUCCCCCUGCACUGUUCCCAACUGAAAUGUGCUAGAUCUCAAACCUGUACUGCCAGCAGAGGCAAACAGCCCCUACCUCUUCCCCCACC